AUGAGUAGAGCAUUUUCAUCAAAGAAAGCUUCCUGUUUGCCUCCACCACCAACGCCGACAACCACAACUGCGAAGUCGAGUUCAAACAGGAGGCAAAGUCCUCGGAGCCCUUUACAGGAUCUCUACCGCAUUUCCAGCAGCAGCAACGGUAGUGAUGCUUCUUCUUCUGUCUCCACAGAAGUCCCAAAGGGUUGCCUCGGGUUCUUGGCUUCCUCUUCUUUCAAAACCCCUGUCAAUAGACCCAAAAAUAUCACCAAAACACCCAAUUCAGCAUCUCAUGGACUUGUAUUAAAACAACCUAAGUCCAAUUCCUCGAAGGAGAAUCAUCCAAAUGGCGAUAAUAUUAGGCUGCAAACCAAAACAGUUGUACCAAAUAAAGCUAAGAAAAAUCCUCCAUGUCUCUACCAGUGGCAGUCUGGUAAGAAAGCUGGUUCUCGGACUGGCCAAAAGUCUAAGCUUAGUUCGGCUUUGAAUGAAAAUGGAAAAAAUUUAUCUACACCGAAGGAAUCAAAGAAAAAGGAGGAUGUUAAUGCUGUUGAAUCUGCCCGUCUCAAAUCAUCUUACAGAGACCCGAAUUCGUCUCCUUUGACUAAAAGAGUUUCUGGGUCGGAUUUGGAUGUUACGGUUUAUACGGAGGUGGGGGAUAACCUUAACAGAAGCAUUAGUAAAACACCACCGAUUCAUAACUCUCUUUCCCCGGAGAUACAAGGUAGCUCUUCAUUGGUUUCAACUACAACACCUGCUUGCUAUGGUGCAGGCUAUAUUGUUUCUGGUGUCACCGACAAAAGGAAAUGUAGGCCUAGAGGGAUUCUAACUGUAGACGAGAACUAUUCAGGCUCUGCCAGAAAGGUUGCUAAUAGUAUUGAUGAUGAUGAUGAUGAUGAGAAGAAAGCAAAGGAUGUUAUUAAGGAAGAUAGCCCUUCCUUGUUGCCUUCGCCAACAGAAGCUUUAGUAUAUUGGCUUUCCUCUCCACGAAAAAUUCUGAAUAGCAAGUCUGAAAUUGGACUCAUGGAAUCCAUUACUCUUGGUUCCAGUACUUCACCGUCAACCAGUUCAAAACAAUUCUGGAAUCUAUGCGAUAGCUCUAAAACUUUUUGGAAUGUAAGUGAUAGCAGUGAUUUGUCCGGCGCUGCUAAUAACGGGACGAGGAGACAAAUGAGUUCUUCAAUUUCUCCAGGUAGUCUUUCUGAAUUUCAAGUACCUUUUGACUCCAUUUUGUUUUCUCCCAAAACAUCUCCCAAUCGUAGGACAGACAGCUCAGAAAAUCUCGUUGACGAAAACUCUCCUUUCUCGCUGAAUUCAAUUGGCAGUGGAAAUGUAAUUCGAACUCCACAGUCAGAUUCCACUUCAGAUUUACAUGUUGAACUGUCACUGGCGCAUGCAGACAAUCAAAAGGAAGAUGAUUUUAACCCUUAUUUUAACUCAUUCAGUGAUGUUCUUCUAUCAGAUAAUCUCGUUCUCGAUAGUUCCGUGCCAGUGGAGGAUUCAGUUAACUCAAGUUUCCAAUUUGAUUGUUUAACUAUGCCUUAUGAGUCAAUUGAACUCGGCAAACUUCCGAAAGAAUUGAAUGGUCAGGAACCUUGGUUAUCUAGUUCUACAGUUGAGAAUGGAUCAGAAUCUCAGAGGAUAUCAUGGAGAGAAGGGUUAAUGAGCCAAGUUAAUGAGGUAGAUGAGUUUGACAGUUGUAGAUGUUUGUCAGAUGAAGAAGACCUUGCCGAUAACGGCUGUGAUAGCAAUAGGGCAUCGAGUACUCAAGUCAAUAUUGAAGUUGCUGACAGUAAAAAACCAAACUACGGUAUAGAACUCGCCGAAACUGUGGAUGAAGAAAUGGAAAUAGGUAGACUUGGAAAAGUCAUUUUUUCUGGUGCUGAGUCCAUAACCAUGGACGAAGGUGGCGUGGAUGCUUCAAGGGAUGAUUCAGAGUAG
This is a messenger RNA of Lathyrus sativus (Indian pea), 1926 nucleotides long. NCBI's taxonomy places the organism in Eukaryota, Viridiplantae, Streptophyta, Magnoliopsida, Fabales, Fabaceae. The record is from the annotation of a GenBank genome assembly.